This is a messenger RNA of Gilbertella persicaria, 1203 nucleotides long. Its product is annotated as Cation/H+ exchanger. Gene Ontology annotation, cellular component: plasma membrane. The annotation marks the transcript as partial. Gene Ontology annotation, biological process: proton export across plasma membrane; regulation of membrane potential; intracellular potassium ion homeostasis. The record is from RefSeq and is a predicted model, not a curated record. Lineage: Eukaryota; Fungi; Mucoromycota; Mucoromycetes; Mucorales; Choanephoraceae. The transcript has 10 exons. Gene Ontology annotation, molecular function: sodium:proton antiporter activity.
AUGUUUCUUAAAGAAAGGCUGUUUCUCUCCGAAGCAUUGGUGGCAGUAAUCGUCGGAAUAAUAGCAGGUCCCUUAGUGACUAAUGGAUUUAACCCUUAUAGUUGGGAAUACCAUGAUGAAAUCACAAAACAACUGACUCGAUGUAUUAUUGCUAUUCAGGUUAUGGCUGUUGGAAUUGAAUUACCAAAGCAUUAUUUAAAGAAAGAAUGGUUAACAAUGGCUAUGCUAUUAAUACCUGUCAUGAUGUUUAUGUGGCUCAUUAGCGCACUUGUUAUUUCAGCUUGUAUCUGUCCCACAGAUCCUAUUCUAGCAAACUCAGUUGUCAAAGGAAGGUUUGCAGAAAAACAUGUACCAACCCAUAUUCGAAAUGCAUUGUCUGCAGAAAGUGGGGCCAAUGAUGGCAUGGGGUUUCCCUUUUUAUUUUUAGCCAUUUUCUUGAUUGCAGAAGAUAGUGUAGGCACAGCGAUUGGUAAAUGGAUCUAUAUCACUUGUUUAUUUCAAAUUGCUCUUUCUUGUGUGAUUGGUGUGAUUGUAGGUUAUGUGGCUAGAAAAGUACUCCAAUGGUCUGAGAGAAAUCAUUUGAUCGAUAAACCGUCUUUUCUUGCAUUUGCCAUUGCACUGUCUUUAUUUUUGAUGAGCAUGACUGGUUUCUCUGGCAGUGAUGAUCUCUUGGCUUGUUUUGCUGCUGGCAAUGCAUUCUCUUGGGAUGAUUGGUUUCGCCAUGAGACAGAAGAAGCUCAUUUUCAAGAAGUGAUCGAUAUGAUGUUGAAUUUAGCUAUUUUUGUUUAUAUUGGUGCUAUUAUCCCAUGGUCUGAAUUUAGUAAUGAAGCCUUGGGUCUAUCUACUUGGCGGUUAGUUGUGAUUGCUGUCUUGGUCUUGUUCUUUAGACGAUUGCCUAUUGUUGUUUUACUAAAACCAGUCAUGCCUGCGAUGAAAACAUAUCGUGAAGCCAUCUUUAGUGGCUGGUUUGGACCCAUGGGUGUCGGUGCUGUCUUUUUAUCGAUCAUUGCCAAAGAAGAAUUGGAGGUGGCCUAUGAAGGCAAGCCUACGCCUGUGUCUAUUCAAGUCAUCAGUCCUGUUGUCCUGUUUAUUGUGUUUUGUUCUGUGAUUGUGCAUGGUACAACGAUUCCUUUAUUUAAGCUAGGCAAACGUAUUCGAACUCGAACAUUAUCCAUCACAAGCAUCAGCAGUAACCAAGUCUUG